AUGGCCCCUCGUCAGUCCGUCGAUUCCUCUUCGUCUUCGUACACCAUGACGCUGGUCGACGACGGUAUCAUCUCCAACUACCUUGUUCGCUGGAAGGCCGCUCAUGACACGCGUGACAAGGCUGCACAACGGCGUAUUGUCACUGAUGCGACAAAGUCUAUUGUAUCUGACAUGAACAAGGAACUUUCCGCUGAUGACAUGCAAGGAAUUGAAAAUAUUGUGUUGGCCACUCUGAGGGCCUGGGCCACUAAGAAGGACAACGGUAACAACCCGUGGAACGCAUACAAAGUCAUUGACCAUGAGUACCACGACGAAAUCGUAGCUGAGAUCAACGAGCACUGGAUCAGCAGCAAUCCAGACGGUAGUUCUCCGAGUGCUGGGACUGAUCAUUGGCUAGGGCUUUGGGGACAAGCUCGUGGCAUUGUAGCGCAGCGCCUGAAGGAGGCGGGUGAAUGGGACACCCUAGUUGUUACUGCUGCCCGGUGGAACGCUCUGGGCGCUCCAUCACUACUACAGUCAAAGCGAGUACCCGCUUUGUCUCUUGAGAAUUUUGAUACAAAGUGGGCCCCUGAGCUUACCGGCACAAUGAACUUUUGGUUGCGUUACUUUGGUCUUACGUUCUCAGGAGUGUUCGCUCAUAAGGAUAAGCAUGGCAUUGUUACCUGCGGAUUGACUGACUCAUUUGUCACCGGGGCGCCCACGUUCGCCGACUAUCUAGGAGAAAAGAAGGUACAAAGUCUGUUGAAGGACUUUUCUGAUUUUGUGGAGCAGGGGAAACGGAGCAGUGACGCAGACGAGGAAGAUGGCGGCGGGUCAUCGAGAAAGGGAAGUAGGCGUAAGCAGAAGCCGACGGUGAAACUCGCGCCUAAUGGCUACCCUAUCAUACCCGACUGGGAAGGGACGAAUGCCAAGACCGCCCACACCUAUGUCCGGGAGGUCAUGAAAGCCGCCCUCCAGUACGAUUUGCCAAUCAAAAAACAAAAGUCUACUGUCCCUUGGGGGGAGCUAUCGACUACGCCAGAUACUUUCAUCUCAUCAGAGUAUCUACCAGGGCCAGGAUGGGGCUCCUUCUUAGAGGCAUCUCACAUGUCUCAGGACUCCUGCUGGGAGCUCCUCAAGCUUUGGCGCUGCCGGCAAGUUGUCCUCGGGGUUGACGCUGCUUUUCGCUUUAGGCGUAGUGUCAUAGAAGAUAAGGGCGGCCAACCUGCUCGUCGGAAGUCUCUCCUCCUUCCUGCUCGUCGCCUCCCUGCUGGCUAUGACAUCAACAAAGUAGCUCAACAGUCUAGCAACAAACAGAAGCAGACUGCAGUGCCCCAGGCUGCUAGUUCUGCUGCUGCAAGACCUGGACACCCUUCUCCUUCAGUGCCAGCCCUGCCAACAACUAGUCGCAGCCCAGUUACUGCGGUGGCGCCUAUUGCCUCUAACAAGAGCCAAACAGACGCAAUGGUGACUCUUGGUAACACUACUAGGACCGCUGCAAGCCAGACCUCACCACCCCCUCGGCCAUUGUUAAAAUGGCGGCCAAAGGUGGCCAAACAGAAUUUGGUUCUUUCCGACGGCGAUGUUGAGACAUCUACACAUGAUGUGGAAUUCCAGCAUUUUCACAUACACUGCAUGGGAGAUCUUUGCUCUGACUAUGAGAGCGCAGUCAUUCAGGACGCAAUUGACCAGUCUGAUGAGCGACAUUCCAAUGUUACAUCAUCCACUACUAAUCUGGUAAAUUUUGUAAUGUCCUGGGGGAAGCGGCGCAGGACCUCAGUGUCGUCCAGGCGUUAUUCAGGCGCUGAGAGUAGCAACGAUGAGGACCAGGCGCGCACACCACUGCAGCGCCGUCACCGCACUUCAAGUCCGCCUCCAGCAAUUAGUCACUAUGAUUGUUCAGAUAUCGACUCAGUUGAAGCAGAUGAGGAGAUGGACGAUGGCACGCGAGAUUGA
Messenger RNA from Coniophora puteana RWD-64-598 SS2, 1935 nucleotides. RefSeq lists its product as uncharacterized. The coding region runs from base 1 to 1935 and encodes 644 amino acids. The record is from RefSeq and is a predicted model, not a curated record. The transcript is spliced from 7 exons. Lineage: Eukaryota; Fungi; Basidiomycota; Agaricomycetes; Boletales; Coniophoraceae.